AUGUUUUCCCUCCGACGGCAAUCCACCUCGCUCGGUCGAUCCUUGGUCGCCGGGCGAACCUACGCCUCGAACGCACCGACUGCUCCUGGAAUCACCGGAGCUGCUCACACGCCCAAGCCCGGCUCUCCUAUCGCUUCGGACAACCCUACCGAGGCCGACCCCCAGAACCUCUACCAAGCUCCUAACCACCCUUCGACCUGGAGCACGAGCCAAAACCCGAAGAAGCACGCCUUUUCCGGACCCCGCUUCGAGCAGGUCAACUUCUCCUUGCAACCCCAACCCAUCUCUGCCAUGGCCAUGGUAGCUGAGGACCCCGUUCGUCUCGUACCUGGCCGAAAAGCGACCUGUGAUGGUGGUGGUGGUGCUCUAGGCCACCCCAAGAUCUUUAUCAACCUCGACAAGCCAGGCCCCAAGGCAUGUGGAUACUGCGGUGUUCGGUUCGAGCAGGCCCACGAACACCAUUGA
This is a messenger RNA of Filobasidium floriforme, 465 nucleotides long. Its product is annotated as zinc-finger domain-containing protein. The record is from RefSeq and is a predicted model, not a curated record. Lineage: Eukaryota; Fungi; Basidiomycota; Tremellomycetes; Filobasidiales; Filobasidiaceae. Gene Ontology annotation, biological process: mitochondrial electron transport, NADH to ubiquinone. The transcript has 3 exons. Bases 1 to 465 code for a protein of 154 amino acids.